Molecule: messenger RNA, 984 nt
Organism: Tetranychus urticae (two-spotted spider mite)
Lineage: Eukaryota; Metazoa; Arthropoda; Arachnida; Trombidiformes; Tetranychidae
Source: RefSeq, a predicted model, not a curated record
AAUUGCUGUAUAUUACGCUGUCAUUGAAAAUAUUUACUUCAUUUUCUUGCAUUUCAAUUAUAAUCAUAAAUUUUUGGGACAAAUUAAUGAUUAUUGGAACGAACUACAUAUAGACUUUGAUUAUGAAACGAGGAAAUAUUUUUAUACUCAAAAGACUAUCAGUCGUUUAUUCACACUUGUAACGUUUACAAGUUACCUAGCAUUCAAAUACAGUGACUCGUUCUAUGCGUGGUACACGGAAACAACCAAUAAUUCGAGUAAAGAUUCUUUCCUCGACGAUGUACUUUACUACGUGAUGCAUUUUAUUGUUGGGCCAGUAUCUUUUGCCAACAACUUUUGUCAAUCUUGUAUUUUCACUGAUAUACUGAUCUUAGCGCAAACAGCACUUCUAUUCAGUGUCAUUAAAUUGAAGAAACUUGGGUCAGUACGAGGCAAGAAAAUACUGAAUAUCGAUGUUAUUACAGACCUUCGUCAAAAGUAUCUCUCGACUCAUCGUUUAGUUGAGAAAAUCAAUGAAAUCAUGAGUCCAUGUUUGUUGAUAAUGUUUAUUCAUUUUACAUUGUGGGUUAUCCAUUUAUCUUAUGUUUUGCUUUUUCUUGAUGCCCAUCAGCUGAUUAAAUUUAACCGGAUCAUGCAGUGUGUCAUAGUUUUAAUAAGUUUAGUCUUCAUUGCGUCUUUGGCUAUCCGUGUUCAUAAAAAAUCUCAAGAAUUAUUGAUGACUGCAUAUAAAUUAUCUCUCAAAACUGACUCGAUAAUCAUUCUCAAGGAGAUUACAUUAUUCCUAAAUUGCAAUGAAAUUGGAUUCUCAUUCGGUGGACUUUUCAUGUUGACGACUUCGUCCUUAUCAACAUUGUUUGGCAUAUUAACGACUAUGAUCAUUGCUAUUCCAUCAUUUAACAAACACGAAGAUACUCAUUGAAUUGACUGAACAAAUAACAUCAAAAAUGUACAUUUUUGUCAUGUAUUAAUUGUUCAGAAUGUAAA